ACCCCCUCCUGCUCCACAUCAUCAUAAGCAGCACCUGUCAAUCAACACGCCGCUGACCAAUCAGAAGCCGGAGUUCCAGAGCGCGUCGGAGUGUGUGCAGCUGCAGGAGAACUGGGUCCUGGGCACUAGUGUGGGUCUGCAGAGCAGGCACUUCCUAUUAAAGACUGGCACCGGCUCUGCCUCUCUCUUUGCCACGCCCACUCCAGGCUUCACCAUGGCAACAGGGGCGGUGUACUGCCCCCCGGCACGCCCCUUCCUCCGAAACAAGCUGUCCAGGGGCGCGUUCCAAUUCAACAAAUCACCCAAACACUGCUCCUGGAAGUGCACUGCUCUGAGUGCAGUGGGCGUGGCCACGCUGCUGUCAAUCAUGCUCUGCUACUGCAUAGUGAUGCAUGUAUUUGGACUGAACUGGAAGCUGAAGGACGUUCACACACACGCGUUUGAGAACGGUCGCGUUUCCUCAUCCAGCAGCACAACCACCUCGCUCAACACACACGGCAGAACUGACCCCGGGCAGGACUCAGAGCAGGUGCAGGUGGGGCAGCAGGUGAGUUAUUCUGUCGUCCCAGGACUUUUCUGGAGAACGAGCAUCGUCCUGGAGCAGUCACAGCUCCUUAAAUUCAACGUCUCGAUCCAGAAGAAUGCGCUGAUAGGAGUGUAUGGGAGGAAAGGACUCCCACCCUCACACACACAGUAUGACUUUGUGGAGCUGCUCGAUGGCAGUCGCCUGAUUUCCAGGGAUGCGGAGGUCAGGGACGGUGUGGAGAAUCUGAUCAGCGUUCACUGUGCUGAAUUUAUUCAGUAUCUUCAGACUGGAGUUUGGCAUCUUGCAUUUUAUAACGAUGGACUGAACCUGGAACCUGUUUCGUACAACACUACAGUUCUGGAUUCAGUAACGCAGUGUCCACACAACUGUAACGGGAACGGGGAGUGUGUGUCCGGCGCCUGCCGCUGUUUCCCAGGGUUCCUUGGGCCGUAUUGCUCUCAGGCUGCAUGCCCUGUAUUGUGCAGUGGUAAUGGAGAUUACAGCAGGGGGCGCUGUCACUGCUACAGUGGAUGGAAGGGGACGGAGUGUGACGUCCCCGCCGCGCAGUGCAUGGACGCCCAGUGUUCGGGUCACGGCGUGUGUGUGUCCGGAGUGUGUGUGUGCAACCGCGGAUACAAAGGCGACAACUGCGAUGUGGUGGACUGUGCGGACCCGUCCUGUUCGGAUCACGGCUCUUGCCUUCACGGUCGGUGCCACUGUUUCCCGGAGUGGACCGGAUCCAGAUGCGAGUCCCAGGUGUCUCUCUGUCCCGAGCGCUGCUCCGCCCGAGGGAUUUUGGAGAACAAGGCGUGCGAUUGCGAGGCCAGCUGGACCGGAUCGAACUGCUCCGCGGAGGUGUGUGCCGCGGACUGCGGGCCUCAUGGUGUGUGUGUCGGCGGAGUGUGUCGCUGUACGGACGGCUGGUCGGGGAUUCGGUGCGAGCAGGAGGAGUGUAAACCACGCUGUGGGGAACAUGGUGUGUGUCAGGAAGGUCAGUGUGUGUGUCAUCAAGGCUGGACGGGAGAGCACUGUAACAUCGCUCACUUCCUGGACGGUAAAAUCAAAGACUGGAUAGGAUAUCGAGACAGUUGUCCCGGUCUGUGUAAUGGUAACGGUCGGUGUGUCCUGGAUCAGAACGGAUGGCACUGUCUCUGCCAGCCCGGGUGGAGAGGAACAGGAUGUGAUGUCGCCAUGGAAACCGUUUGCUCCGAUGGAAAAGACAACGAAGGAGACGGUCUGACGGACUGCAUGGAUCCGGACUGCUGCGUUCACUCCUUCUGUCAGGAACAGAUCUACUGCCAUGGAUCACCUGACCCAAAAACCAUGACCCCUCAGCGACCUUUAACCCCCACCAUGACCUUUUAUCAGAGAGUCAGUUUCCUGAUGGCGGCGGGAGGAACACAUCGACUUCCUGCAGAGAAUCCUUUUAACGACAGUCUGGUGUCUGUAAUUCGAGGUCAGGUGAUCACUGAGGACGGGACGCCGCUGAUCGGAGUGAACGUCUCGCUGCUUCACAGCACAGAGCACGGAUACACAAUCACACGCCAGGACGGCAUGUUUGAUCUGUUGGUGGACGGCGGAUCGUCUCUGACUCUGACUUUUACCCGCGCUCCGUUUCCCAUCAUGCAUCGCUCCGUGUGGUUGCCAUGGCGAAUAUUUCACGUGAUGAACCGAUUGGUGAUGAUGCGGGAAGAGAAGGACACGCCCACAUGCGAACUCAAUGGCCUCCUAAGACCCAGCCCACAGAUUGUGACAUCACCACUAUCAACCUUUUACAGCUCUGCCCCCGAGGCCACGCCCAUCGUACCUGAGACCCAGGUUCUCCACGAGCAGACGGCCGUCCCAGGCAGUGAUCUGAACCUGGUGUACCUCAGCUCUCGGGCGUCCUCCUACAAACCCGUCCUGAAAGUGAUCAUGACCGGAUCAGUCGUUCCCUUUGGCCUCGCUAAAGUGCACUUGAUGGUGGCUGUAGAGGGAAGAAUGUUCCAGAAGGUGUUUCCGGCGUCUCCGAGACUCUCCUUCACCUUCAUCUGGGAUAAAACCGACGCUUAUGGACAAAAAGUGUACGGCCUGGCCGCGGCUGUGGUGUCCGUGGGCUUCGAGUACGAGGCGUGCCCGGGCGUGGUUCUCUGGGAGAGACGGAGCUCCACACUGCAGGGGUUCGAGCUCGAUGCCUCCAGCCUGGGCAGCUGGACGCUGGAUAACCAUCACAUCCUGGACCUGCAGAGCGGAAUCCUGUACAAAGGAAACGGUGAGAACGUGUUCCUGUCCCAACUGCCCCCGGUCAUCAGCACCGUCAUGGGUAACGGACGCCGGAGGAGCAUCUCCUGCCCCAGCUGUAACGCCCCGGCAGGGGGGAACAAGCUGCUCGCACCAGUAGCGCUGGCGUGGGGCGGAGACGGGAGUCUGUACGUGGGAGACUUCAACUUCAUCAGACGCAUUGACGCAUCAGGAAACGUUACCAGCAUCAUGGAGCUCAGGAAUAAAGAUUUCAGACACAGUAAUAACCCGGCUCACCGCUACUACCUGAGCUCGGACCCUGUGACGGGACACCUGUACGUCUCGGACACCAACUCCAGGCGUAUUUACCGUCCCCGAGUGCUGUCCGGCGAGCUCGAACCCCAGACUAACGUCGAUGUUGUAGCAGGGACUGGGGAUCACUGUCUGCCUUUUGAUGAGAAUAAGUGUGGUGAUGGAGGACCGGCAUCUGAGGCCCUACUUACAGGACCUAAAGGGAUCGCCGUUGACAAAAACGGCCUGAUCUACUUCGUGGACGGAACGGUGAUUCGCAGAGUGGACCAGAGCGGCGUCAUUACCACGGUCCUGGGGUCAAACGACCUCGCCUCAGCUCGACCUCUCAGCUGUGACGCAGUCAUGGACACCCGGCAGGUUUCACUGGAGUGGCCGACUGAUCUGGCCGUCAGUCCGAUGGAUAAUUCCCUUUUCGUGCUGGAUGGCGGUGUGGUUUUGCGGAUUACAGAAGACGGGCAGGUGAGCGUCGUAGCAGGUCGGCCUCUCCACUGUCCUCUGUCCGCUGCCGAACCUUCAGUAACCGAGACCCAGCGCGCCACACACACUCAUCUGGAGUCUCCGAGUGCCAUCACGGUGUCCUUCACCGGAGUGUUGUACAUCGCCGAGACGGACGAGCGGAAGAUGAGUCGCAUUCGCAGCGUGGCACCAAACGGUGAGAUCACUCACCUAGCCGGGUCGCUGUCCGACUGCGACUGCAAAACGGACGUUAACUGUGACUGCUACCUCACCGGAGACGGGUUCGCUAAAGACGCUCGUCUCAACGCGCCUUCCUCGCUCAUAGCCGCUCCAGACGGAACGCUAUACGUCGCUGAUCUUGGAAACAUCCGGAUUCGAGCUAUCGAGACGAACAAACCGCAGCUGAACACACGGGGGCUUUAUGAAGUGGCUUCCACCGCAGAACAGGAAGUGUACAUGUUUGACUUGAACGGAACGCACCAGCACACCGCUAAUAUUGUGACCGGAGAUUUUAAAUACAACUUCAGCUACAGCAAUGACGGAGAUCUGACCUCCGUCACCGACUGCUACGGAAACACGCUGCGCAUCCGCAGGGACGCUAAUCGGCAGCCGGUCCGAAUCGUAGCGCCCGACAACCAGGUGGUUUGGCUGAACGUCGGCUCUAACGGGGGCCUGAGAAGCCUGGGGACGCAGGGGCGGGAUCUCGUGAUGCUCACGUACCAUGGCAACAGUGGUCUCCUAGCAACCAUGAUCACCUCCAACGGCUGGACCACCUUCUACGAUUAUGACAGCGAGGGAAAGCUGACCAACGUGACGUUCCCCAGCGGCGUGCUGAUCAGUCUGCUGGGGGACGCCAGCCUCGUCUCCACCGUGGAACUGGAGAACUCCGAGAGAGAAGGCGAGGCGCGGAUCACGGCGAACAGCUCGGACAUUCAGACAGUCUUUACGCUACAGCAGGAUCAGGUGAAGACGAGCUACGUGCUGGGUUACGACAGCUCGCUCUGGGUUUUAUAUGCGAACGGACUGAGCGCUCAUUUCCAAACCGAACCUCACAUCCUGUGUGGCGCCUCGUCACCAACGGUGGCUCGGAGGAACGUGACGCUUCCAGACGACGCCGGACAGAACCUCGUGGAGUGGCGCUUCAGGAAAGAACAGGCUCGCUCUAAAGUCACUGUGUUCGGACACAAACUGCGAGUGAACGGCCGGAACAUCCUGUCUGUCGAUUACGACCGCACGCUGAGGACCGAGCGGAUUUACGAUGAUCACCGCAAGUUCCUUCUGAAAAUCAGCUAUGACUUAACGGGACAUCCUGCCGUGUGGACGCCGAGCAGCAAAUUACUGCCGGUCAAUGUGACUCGGAGGAGCAACGGGCAGCUGAGCGCCAUCCAGUGGGGAACGGUGAUAGAGCGAUUAGAGCACGAUGAACAAGGGCGCGUUCGCACUCGAGUAUUUCCUGAUGGGAAAACAUGGAGCUACACACACCUGGAGAAGUCCAUGGUGCUGAUCCUGGCCAGUCAGCGGCAGUUCACCUUCGAGUACGACGUCAACGGUGAACUUUCUGCUGUUGUCAUGCCCAGCGUCGCUCGCUACAGCAUGGAAACGAUUCGCUCCGUAACCUAUUACCGGAAUAUAUAUCAUCCACCAGAAAGCAACGCGUCUGUAGCCGUGGACUACAGUGAAGAUGGACGGCUUCUCCGAUUGCUCCGGACAGGAACGGGGCGUCGAGUGAUUUAUCGCUAUCGAUGGAACGACAAACUAGCAGAAGUUGUGUACGAUAGCACUCGUGUCAGUUUCACAUACGAUGAAACACUCAGCGUGUUAAAGACUGUGAAUCUACAAAGUGAAGGCUUUAUCUGCACCAUUAGAUACAGACAACUAGGCCCCCUAGUGGACAGACAGAUAUAUCGCUUCAGUGAAGACGGGAUGGUAAGCGCAAGAUUCGAUUACGCGUAUGAUGGGAAUCUUCGCGUAAGCAGCGUUCAGGGUGUGAUCAACGAGACGCCGUUGCCUAUCGACCUCUACCAGUACGAUGACAUUUCUGGAAAAGUGGAGCAGUUUGGGAAAUUCGGUGUCCUCUACUAUGACAUUAAUCAGAUAAUUUCCACCUCUGUUAUGACGUACACUAAACACUUUGACGGGCACGGUCGAAUCCGAGAGAUCCAGUAUGAGCUUUUUCGGACGACUCUUUUCUGGAUCGCGGUUCAGUAUGAUGAGAUGGGUCGAGUCACCGCACGAGAGGUGAAAAUCGGACCUUUCGUGAACGCUACAAAAUACAGCUAUGAAUAUGAUGUGGACGGCCAGCUGCAGACUGUCUACCUGAACAAAAAGCCAGCAUGGAGAUAUAGCUACGAUUUAAACGGGAACAUUCACCUGCUUAGCCCCGCGGUCGGAGCACGGAUCCUGCCGUUACGCUAUGACCUUCGAGACCGUAUCACCCGUCAUGGAGAUCUCCAGUACGAGCAAGACGAGGAUGGGUUUCUGCGUCAGAGAGGAGCCGAAGUCUACCAUUACAACUCGAAUGGACGUCUGGAGCGCGUCUAUAGCAAAUCCGCUGGGUGGCACAUACAGCAUCGCUAUGAUGGGCUAGGGCGGAGAAUUUCAACUAAAUCCAGUUUGGGGCAGCAUUUGCAGUUUUUCUAUGCGGACCUGAGCUGCCCGAGCCGCAUCACGCACGUCUACAACCACUCAAGUGCUGAGAUUACCUCUUUGUACUACGACCUCCAGGGACACGUGUUUUCCAUGGAGAUUAGCAGUGGGAAAGAGUUUUACAUUGCUUGUGACAAUACCGGAACGCCGCUUGCAGUUUUUGGGAGCGACGGAUCACUGUUGAAGCAGAUACAGUACACGGCGUAUGGAGAGGUUUAUUCUGAUUCGAACCCUGAUCUCCAGCUCGUACUGGGGUUCCACGGUGGACUCUAUGAACCACUCACCAAGCUUGUUUAUUUUGGGGAAAGGGACUAUGACAUCAUUUCCGGCCGCUGGACCGCUCCAGACAUCACGUUAUGGGAAGCGAUCGGGAAAAACCCUGCACCAUUCAACCUGUACACAUUCCGUAACAACGACCCCAUCAGCAAAGUGCAGGAUGUGAAGGAGUUUCUCACAGAUGUGAACACUUGGUUGGUGGUGUUUGGGUUUCAUCUCCAUAACAGCAUUCCUGGCUUUCCAGUUCCCAAGUCUGGAAUCACUCGAGUGUCUUAUGAACUGGCUAAGAGUGAAGUUUGGGACAAUCUUCCAGCAACCGGAGUUCAGCAGCAGGUCCUGCGCCAGGCUAAAGCGUUCCUUUCGCUUGACAGAAUGCCACCACUCCACACUCCGCCCAGACCGUGGCUCUGGUUUGCUCCUAGCGAGUCUCUGAUCGGCCGCGGCAUCAUGGUGGCGCUGUACAAAGGCACAGUGAUAACCCGCGCUAUCAGCAUCGCUAAUGAAGACUGCAUCAAAGUGGCAAACAUCCUCAAUGGAGCUCUGUAUCUCAAAGAUCUGCACUUCACUUUGGACGGACGUGACACGCAUUACUUUGUGAAAUCGGGAGCUCCUGAAGUGGACCUGGCGGCACUCCGACUGGUGACGGGGCGAAAGCAGCUCGAGAACGGCGUUAACGUGAGCGUGUCCCAGUCGACGGCCGCGAUGGGCGGCCGCACGCGCCGUUUCGCUGACGUGGAGCUGCAGUGUGGUCUGCUAACCCUUCACGUGCGCUACGGAGCCUCUCUGGAUGAGGAGCGGGCGCGAGUGCUGGAGUUAGCCAGGCAGAGGGCGCUGACGAGCGCGUGGGCGCGGGAGGCGCAGUGCAUACGGGACGGAGAGGCGGGAACUCGUCUGUGGUCCGAGGCGGAGAAGAGGCAAUUACUGAAUGGAGGAAGAGUGCAGGGAUACGACGGAUAUUACAUUCUUUCUGUGGAACAAUAUCCGGAAUUAUCCGACAGCAUGAACAACAUACAGUUCCUCAGACAGAACGAGAUCGGGAAAAGGUAGCAGAGAACCGUGUUUAAUACUCGCCAGAAAUUAUUUAUAUGCACAUAUACCGUCAGGUUCUAAAUUCUGAGUGCGCGACCACACGUCACACCGACACGGCACCCCAAGUCACACACCGUGCGCUAUGCUGAUGACACCCGACCCUUCCUUGUCCGGUGUCCCUAUUUCAUCUCACUGAGGUCAUCUCCAGAGCUUUCACUGGUGUGAGGUUAUUGAUGAACAGGUGAGAAGUUGUGCUGCGACUAGACGGUGUGUUCGAACCAUCAGCUGAUUUCAUUCACACCAGGGCUUCACUACAGCGACAUUCGCCCAGAAAUCACUGACAAAUUGAACAAAAAUAUAUAAUAAUGGUAGAUAAAAUAAUGUAAUAAUAAGAACAGACUAAUAGCAGGUGAAAUGUGUUCAAACAUAAUAUCAGGUAGCCGUGCUCUUAAAUCUCGACUGACGGCACAGUGCAUCAUGUCCAUCACAGGACAUCAGCACUUAGAUCAAACUAUUAGUCUUUAUUAAUGCUUAAACUUUUGAAAUAAAAUCUAAAUAAUUUUUUUUGUGUGUUAUGAGAGUUAGAGACAGAUUUGCACUUGAGGAUCGUUCGUUAUCCUCUAAAGAUGAUGCCGAGCGAUGAAACUUGAUUCAGAAUCGAUCUACGACUUUUUAAAUUAUUUUGAUAAAUUUUUAUACGUUAAACAGUUUAAAAUAUGUUAAACAUUUGUUAAAAAGAUACCACGGCUUUUCCUAAGAGAACAAACUGCUUCCAUUUUAUGUAAAUACUCCUAUUUUGUGAGAACAUUACUGCAUUUUCUUAAUUUUUUUUUUUUAUUUAUGGUUGAUUUCGGCAUCACCGCCACCUACUGAACUGGUGUGUAGAGCAGGGGACAAGCAGGACAGAAGGGUUAUGGCUUGGUCCAAACAUUUAAACAGUUCACAGGACAAGUUACACAGCGUUUCAGGGUUUAUUAGAUACUGUGAGUAGAUCAAUACUUUAAAAACUGUAAGAAAUACAGCUGUUGUAGACAAAAAUCAAACGAUACACUUUAGUAAUGUCACAUCAAUGUCGCUUCACAACAAACAAGUAUUUUUUGGCCAAAAGGAAAUCUGUGUUUUUAAUACUAUUCUUUUAUUAGUUGUAUCUUAAUUAAAUUAAGUUUGUCAGUCAGUUAUAAAUAAAACUCCAGGACGUGAAGUCCACUCAUCAUAAUCUACAUCCAGUAAGAGCAGUGCUCUUUUUCAGACUUCUGGAGUGAAUAACAAUAUGGAUGAGAUAAACAACGCGGAUGAGAUAAACAAUGCGGAUGAGAUAAACAAUGCGGAUGAGAUAAACAAUGCGGAUGAGAUAAACAAUGCGGAUGAGAUAAACAAUGCAGAUGAGAUAAACAAUGCGGAUGAGAUAAACAAUGCAGAUGAGAAACAAUGCGGAUGAGAUAAACAAUGCAGAUAAGAUAAACAAUGCGGAUGAGAUAAACAAUGCAGAUGAGAUAAACAAUGCAGAUGAGAUUUACAAACUGUUGAGAUAAACACGGGUGUUGGUCGUGCACUCAGACGCUCAGACCUGAAGGUAUAACGUUACUAAAGUGUUAAAAUAACGCUGUGCGUUGUAGAACAUUAGCGUGUUACAAAAUCAUCUAAAGCCUCAAGAAGGCCAAAACCUGUGGAGCACAAUGCGAAACUGACUUGUAUUAAUAUAUUACACACACAAAAUACAACAUUACUACAACAUUACUACCCUUAUCUGACUAUUUAUUCAAUACUCACUUCACCAGUUCCCUUAAAAUAUAUCAGAAAAAAGUGUUUACAUAUCCAUAGCUCUGCACCAAUAGAACACACACACACACACACACACACACAAACACACUCGUCACUUUUUAUAAUUUUUUACUUUAUUUAUUUAUUUUUCCCACAUGUCUCCGUGUGUAUUGUUGUACUGUAAAAGAUUUAUAUUCAGGAUUUCCAAGGACUAAAAUCUGCAUUAAUUUCAUUGUUUUCAUUUUCAAAUAAUUUAUUGUUUUUGUCACAAAAUCUCUUUAACAAUACUGUGCAACAACGUUUAUUGUAUAGCUAAUAAAAUAAAUAUCCAGUCUAAUUAAAAGUAAA
This is a messenger RNA of Clarias gariepinus (North African catfish), 9574 nucleotides long. RefSeq names its product teneurin-3. The transcript has 28 exons. Gene Ontology annotation, biological process: signal transduction; heterophilic cell-cell adhesion; neuron development. NCBI's taxonomy places the organism in Eukaryota, Metazoa, Chordata, Actinopteri, Siluriformes, Clariidae. Bases 215 to 7483 code for a protein of 2422 amino acids. Gene Ontology annotation, molecular function: protein heterodimerization activity; protein homodimerization activity; cell adhesion molecule binding. Gene Ontology annotation, cellular component: membrane; neuron projection. The record is from RefSeq and is a predicted model, not a curated record.